This is a messenger RNA of Thamnophis sirtalis, 1485 nucleotides long. Lineage: Eukaryota; Metazoa; Chordata; Lepidosauria; Squamata; Natricidae. The record is from RefSeq and is a predicted model, not a curated record.
AAACUGCCGAUUUAUAUUCUGGAAAGAGAUAAAUCUAUGUGGUUUUUUCCCCCCCAACUUUCCCUCUCUCUUCGUUUUCUUGAUGGCUGAAAGAGGAUGGGACAAUUGCUGGAACAGACACUGAGACCGCUGGAGACCCCGAGUCCAAGGUGCUCCCAUCAGCACUGCCAGGAAGAUCACCAGGAAAGAUCUCUUUUGUGAUGGGGACGACUGAAAGUGACCCCUGUGAAAGUGGAAGUGAAUGGGAGCCGUACGGGGUGCUGUCAGAAGAGACAGAGGACGAAGAAGACGCCGUAAGCCACUUUGGGAACCUCCAAGAGCCAGGAAAGAGUAAAGGAAGCCAACCCGAAGAGUGGCUGAAUGAAGACAGUUCCCAGGGAAGCGACUACACUGCCCUGCUGGCGCAACAAAAGGCCCACAAGGGCAAGAGGAAGAACCAGUGCAAAGUGUGCGGGAAAAGUUUCACCCGGAAGGCGAGCCUGAAAGUUCACCAGCGCAUCCACACGGGCGAGAAGCCCUAUAAGUGCACCGUCUGCACCAAGGGCUUCUGCGACAAGACCAGCUUCCUUCGCCACCAGAGGAUCCACACUGGGGAGAAGCCUUACAAGUGUCCCGAGUGCGGGAAGAGUUUCAACCGGACUACCAACCUGAUUACCCACCAGAAAACCCACGUGGAGAGCCGGGAGAAGACCUUCCACUGCUCCAGCUGCAGCAAGAGCUUCUACAACAAGUACAGCCUGAAGACCCACUGGCGGAGCCACACGGGGGAGAAGCCCUACAAGUGCUCCAGCUGCAGCAAGAGCUUCUGCGACAAGUCCAACCUGGAGGCCCACUGGCGGGUGCACACCGGAGAGCGGCCGUUCGAGUGCUCGGAGUGCGGGAAGAGCUUCAGCGACCGCCGGACCCUCCUUCGCCACCAGAGGAUCCACACUGGGGAGAAACCCUACCGGUGCACCGAGUGCGGGAAGAGCUUCAACGACCUGGCCACGCUCCUCCGGCACCAGAAAAUCCACACGGGAGAGAAGCCCUACCAUUGCACCGAGUGCGGGAAGAGCUUCAACCAGAGCUCGCACCUCAUCCGGCAUCAGAACACGCACGACGCCAAGCGCCAUAAAACCUUGGAACCCAAGCGCGGCGCAAAGGCUUCCGUCGGGACCAAUAUCUUUUUGGAUAUUGGGAGCUUUGCCCAGGGGAGCUAUUACCAGUAUGCCCACCCUGCCGAGCCGUUUCAUUGGCCUCUUUCGACCUACUCGUCUUCCGCCGAGCCGGGAGAAGCAGGCAUGCCGAACCUGUGGACUAUUCAGGAGACCUCAGUGGGCGAUCAAGCCAUCCUGGUUAUGAAAGAAUUCACAGAGGAGAGGACCUUAGCCCUGUGAAGGCUCUGAACGGAGGAGAAAAAUGAAACCCGUAUUUUUUUCCCCGGGGAGGGCAGGGGGGCAGGUUCAUCGAUCUGAAAUCACAAAAAGCAGGGAUUUUAAUUUUUAU